GAAGGCAAGUGUUAAAAAAAUUAAUGAAGAAGAAGAAAUUUCAAAACUUUGACUUUCGCUAGCAGAAAAAAAAUAUUGCGUUUCCUUAAAAAAAAUAAACUUCCUUUUCUCAUAUUAUUUCUUUUCCGUGUCUUGUGGUAGUUGUGUCGCAAAAACAACCAAAAAUUGGUGAGCCAAUGCCCGUAAAGGUUGAACCGCCCCCACCUGCGAACUCUAAGCAAUUGGGAGUCCCAAAUGUAACACUCCUCUACAAUGGGAGUCGAUUUAAAGGAUCCCAGAAAUCCAAAGGCAAUUCAUACGACGUUGAAGUCGUCCUGCAGCACGUUGACGAGGAGAACUCCUAUCUAUGUGGGUAUCUCAAGAUUACUGGAUUAACAUUUGAAUUUCCGACCCUCACGACAUUCUUCGAUGGCGAAAUCAUCUCCAAAAAGUAUCCAUUCUUGACGAGGAAAUGGGAUGCAGAUGAAGAUGUUGACAGGAAGCACUGGAGCAAAUUCUCAACAUUUGCUGAAUUUUACUCAAAGACCUUCAAUUCGGACAACUUUGACUACGAUAGUUUGGCGAAGAGCGACUUUGUAUUUAUGCGAUGGAAGGAACAUUUUCUCGUACCUGAUCAUACGAUAAAGGAUAUAAAUGGGGCAUCCUUUGCUGGCUUCUACUAUAUUUGCUUUCAAAAAUCAAAAGCAACAAUGGAGGGGUACUACUACCACAGAUCAUCGGAAUGGUUUCAAUCGCUACAUUUGGAGCAUGUUCCCGAUAAGUGUAUUCAAAUCUAUGAAUUUAGAUAAAAUGCCACACGAAAGGGAACUUAAGAUCCUCUUCUACUAAUAAUAUUACAUUACUUACAAAUUGAAAGGAAACAAAAGAAACCUCCAAAAAGGGAAGAAAAAAAGAACAUUUUGAAAUAGAGAAUUAGAUGAGGAGAUUUUAGAAGAAAAUCGGGAAAAGAUGCGAAAGCAGAAAAUUGAAAAUUUCUUUUCGGGCAUGUUUUGUUAAUCGGUCUUUUGCUUUCAAUGACUUCUUGUGUAAAUAUAUUUUUAAAUUAAAUCGCGUUUAUUGCCAGAGGUUUACAAUUGACAAUGAAAGCUUAAAAAAAAAGUAUAAUUUCCUUUUUACUUUGAUAAAAAUCGUCUAUCGAGAUUUUAAGAAUUUAUUUUAAGAUAAUUUUACACGAAAAAAAAAAGAAAUAUAUUACCUGGCAUUAUUGUGAAUCGAAAAGAAAUAGAAAACACGCAAAGAAAGAUGCAAGUUUAUUUAUUUAUCCCCCUCCCCCUCCAUGAAGUCCAAUAGGAGCUUAAAAAAUGCACAAUUUCAAAAUUAUAAAAUGUGCAAUUAAAGUUAUUCUUGUACUCAAAAAAGGGUGACCUCAGCAUAAUUUCAAAUAAAUGUCAUGUGUUUGUAAUUUACAAAUUCUUAAAAUUUUUCAAUAUAUAUAUUUUUAAUAUCUUAUACCUUGUUUUAACGCUUUGCAAAAAAACAUGUUCGUUAUUUUUUUUUUACCUUCUUAAAGAUAACAGAAGUUUUAUUAAUUCAAGAGUGAUUUUUGAACAACGAAUUUAUAAAAAAAAAGUAGGAAUAAAAAGAAAACAAUGUAAUUUUUCUAUAAAAAAUUAUGUGUUCUCCUCUUUUCUUUUAUCCUAGAAUUUUUCAUUUUUUUUCUUUAAACACCGAUAUCGCCAAACAAACUUAUAAUUAUCCGCUGGGAACAAUUGAGAAGAUUCAGCAAAAAUUGCCCCAAAAUACAAUCAAUGACGUCAUUAACGUGUUUUUUGCAUUGAAAUGCUUCUUAAGCGAAUAAAUAAAUUUUAUUUCUUUCAUUUAAGAAAAAAGUCAUUACAAUUUUUACAUAAAAAUGGCAUUUAUUUGAAAUUUAUAGGUACAUCACGCUUGGAACACCUGAUAGAUGAUUUUAUUGACUAAUUUUCCUCCAAAAAAAAACAUAUCAUACACAUGCUCUUCUUUUCGUAAUUAAUUAAGAUUUGUUUUAUACACGGAAUUCCUGAAAGACCGCACCCUCAAGAGAAAAAGCAAUUCGUGUGGAAAUUUUUAUUUUUUUUAGUAAAAAGUAAAAAGAAACUUUCGUUGGAAAAAAAGCUGAAAAAGAAACAACUGAAAAAUCUGAUGGUCACCAAAUGAUGAAAAGCGAAUCGGAAAACUCAUCAUUGAGGUCUACUAAAUAGUGAAAAUAUUUACAUAAAUUAAUUGAAAGAAAAAAACAAACAUUUUAUCCCUUGUCGUUGAACCCCGUUGAGAUAUGUAUAAUAGAAAAAAAAAAUAUUGUCCCUUCCAAAAAAAGCAUUUUAAUGAAGCUCUCGAAUUCUUCAAGAAAUGUGUAAUAAAAUGUCCUUAACCACUUUUAUUCUUUUCGCCCAAAAUGCAAUCAUUUGUUACCAUAGUUGAUGGAAUGAGUGAAAGUUUUUUUUCUCAGCGCACAUUUAAUAAGAAAAAAAAAUUGCUUUAUUAAUAAUUGUAGAAACAUUUAAAAUUACACUGACGCAAUUUUUUUGACAAAGUUCUCUGUGUUUGCUACAUAGAUAAAAGAAAAUGUAGAGAAAAUAAAUUACAUACAAAAGAAAAUAGUAAUCUUCAAUGUAGAUCCGCAGUUGGUGAAGAGAUUUGCAAGAGAUUAAAAAAAAAGAAAAGGGAAUUUAAGAAAAAAAAAUAGACCAGUAAAAAGCAAUUUGAUAAAAAUGUAAGAAAAAAAAACACAUCUUCACCAAUAGACAAUAAAAGUUAUUUGAGAGAGAAAAAAAAAGAAAUUCAUUAAUAAAUUAAUCAAUAUUGCAGAGAAUAUUAUUUCUCCUUUCUUCUCCUUUGAAUUUUGUCAGUGAAGAAAAUUAAAAUUGAUUUUUCCUCCUUUUUAUCGCGCACAGACCCAUUGUAAAUGCAUAAUUUCUGAAUAUAUUAGUUUGAAAACUCUGUUCUUGGAAGUAUAAACAAGAAAAUGAUAUUAUACAUAAAUUAUAAAACAAAAAAAAUAUGAGAUAACAAGAGAAUAAAGUCGUUUUUAUAUUUAA
Molecule: messenger RNA, 3017 nt
Organism: Lutzomyia longipalpis
Lineage: Eukaryota; Metazoa; Arthropoda; Insecta; Diptera; Psychodidae
Product: glucose-induced degradation protein 4 homolog
Exons: 4
Coding region: 177-788 (203 amino acids)
Biological process (GO): protein targeting to vacuole; protein catabolic process in the vacuole; proteasome-mediated ubiquitin-dependent protein catabolic process
Cellular component (GO): GID complex; extrinsic component of membrane
Source: RefSeq, a predicted model, not a curated record